Molecule: messenger RNA, 1553 nt
Organism: Cyprinus carpio (common carp)
Lineage: Eukaryota; Metazoa; Chordata; Actinopteri; Cypriniformes; Cyprinidae
Product: charged multivesicular body protein 1a
Exons: 7
Coding region: 172-768 (198 amino acids)
Biological process (GO): late endosome to vacuole transport; protein transport; endosome transport via multivesicular body sorting pathway
Cellular component (GO): ESCRT III complex; multivesicular body
Source: RefSeq, a predicted model, not a curated record
CGCAAACCCAACGAAGAAGAAGCAGCACAUGACGUCAUGGUGACGUCAGUGCGCCGCUAAACCCGGAAGAGAGGAAGAAGCUCGAGUGGAGACACAUAAACAAACAAAUCGAGGAGCUGAAAACCAUCAGAUUAAACCAGCAGAGCGUAUAAAAGCGCAGCGGACAUCAACAUGGACGACACACUCUUCCAGCUGAAGUUCACGUCCAAGCAGCUGGAGCGACUGGCCAAGAAGGCAGAGAAGGACUCCAGAGCCGAGCAAGCUAAAGUGAAGAAGGCGCUCCAGCAGAAGAACGUGGAGUGUGCGCGUGUGUACGCAGAGAAUGCCAUUCGCAAGAAGAACGAGGGUCUGAACUGGCUGCGCAUGGCGUCUCGCGUGGACGCCGUGGCCUCGAAGGUCCAGACGGCCGUGACCAUGAAGGGGGUGGCGAAGAACAUGACGCAGGUGACUAAGGCUCUGGACAAGGCUCUGAGCUCCAUGGACCUGCAGAAGGUGUCGGCCGUCAUGGACAAGUUUGAGACGCAGGUGCAGAACCUGGACGUGCACACCUCGGUGAUGGAGGACUCCAUGAGCUCUGCCACCACGCUGACCACGCCGCAGGAGCAGGUGGACGAUCUGAUCCUGCAGAUCGCGGAGGAGAGCGGCCUGGAGGUGCAGGACCAGCUCAGUCAGCUGCCCGCCGGAGCCUCGGCGCUGGGAGAGACCUCAGUGCACUCGCAGGAGAGGGAGGACCAGCUCUCCAGACGGUUGGCAGCUUUACGUAACUGAUGGCGUUCAAACUUUUCCUGCGUGGAGGACUUUAUCAGAUUUUUAUAACCUGCUCCAUUUAUGAACAUUAUCUCCCACACUUUACGAUGAACACAAGCACUCUUUAUUUCUGUGUCUCUAUCAUCAAACGUGACUGUGUCUGUGGAAAGAGCACAAGUCCUGUCUCCUCUUUAUGUCUGGAAGAGAAAGCUCAGGAAGCUGGUUUCUGCUCUACGGUUGAGAAGUUUGUGGUGUAGUGUGUGUACAGCACACGUGUGUGAUUAGGUGCUUCUUGUGUUCAGUGCCUCAGGAGUCUAUGAAUCCACACACACACACACACACACACACACACUAUAGUGUAAUGGAGAUCAGCUCGGUGUAGGUUUAGAUCACUCUCUGCAGGUGGUUUUCUUGUGUGCAUUUAUCAUGUAAAUAAAUCAAAUAAUUCUGAUAUUAGCUCUGACACAGAUCUUGUUUGGCAUAUUCCAGUGCCUUCUCAUUCUCAGGCAUCCUAGCCGGUUAAAUAACGUUUGAGAUGAUGUUCAUCUCUGUGAAGGCUGUCGGUGACACUGCUCUGUCAUCACAGCACAACAGCACCGUUUACACAGGGGAUGGCAUACAGUGAUCUUAGAUGACUGAGAAGCUGAAAUCAGAGAGUGUUUUAUUUGGGAUAUGCCUCUUCUAGUUAUUCAUGCGGUAAAUAACUAGAUGUUAGAAAUUGUCCACUACACAUACAUGUUUUAUUACUGUUACUGUAUGUUUAUUGAAUGCAAGUACAUAAUAAAUUUUCUGAUCUUUCAUCUGAA